Messenger RNA from Colletotrichum phormii, 608 nucleotides. RefSeq lists its product as uncharacterized. The coding region runs from base 272 to 517 and encodes 81 amino acids. Lineage: Eukaryota; Fungi; Ascomycota; Sordariomycetes; Glomerellales; Glomerellaceae. The transcript is spliced from 5 exons. The record is from RefSeq and is a predicted model, not a curated record.
CCCUACCUUGAUCCAACUCCAGGGAAGAAAUGCCAUCUUGCACCUUCCGGUUCUUUGGGAUCUGAGGUCGCUCUCGGUAAUCAUACGUCGGGUUUCAGCUCAUUAUAUCAACUUGGAUGCACAUUCGACUCAAUGCGUCCGGUUCUCCCCGUAUGUUAUCGUCUCGGCAUUCAAUAAUUUCGUUGGGAAAGUCUAGGUAUCCGUUGCAUUGAAGCAGAUACGAAAAAGUUGACCAACAGUCCGGUUAACUGGCUCUUUGAAGGCAAAGGCCAUGGAUAAGGUCGUGCAUAUAAGUCUCCUGCAUCAACCAUUACAGCCCAUGCUUUCUUCCUUUCUAAUAUUUCUGCUGGAGCUUAUAUCUUGGACGUUGUUACCCCUCAUUCUCGCGUGGAUUAUGCAUAGUUUGGGAGUGGUGAAUGGCGGAAGUAGCCCAGGGUUUCUGUCAAGAAAUAUUCAAGUCAACGCGGAAAAUCUGUCCAAUUGUGCAGGGGCAAGAUGUGAUCACAUUCAUUACUGAUGAAUGGUUGGUUGGACCGGGAGGAUGAACCUCUUCUGUUAUCCCCUCCACAAACCCGACUCUUUGUUACGGGUCCCAGGCAAGUUUAAAC